UACUAUAUAGGGUGUGUUCGGACAUCAACCGAGUGUAUGUAUGUAUGCAUAUAUGUAUAUGUAGGCACAAUGGGUAAAACACAUACCACUACUAAAGCCCCUCGGAAGCAGGGCUUUAAGCGCUCGGGACACGGUAUGAAUCCUGAGCGUCCUACGGAGGGACUGAAGGGAGUCGCCAAGGUGCGGACGAAAGCGACGAUCAAAAGGUUGCAGAUGUACCGCAACCAGAGGCCGAAACGCGAUCGUACCGGGAAGAUUAUUAGCCCCGCGCCGUUUCAAGGCUGGAACACUUCUGGGACCAUGUCGCGCGUGGAGCCGUCGCAAAGAUGGUUCGGUAACUCAAGAGUCAUCUCGCAGAACGCUCUGCAAAAGUUCCAGAAUGAAUUGGGAACCGCGAUGAAGGAUCCCUACAAGGUCGUCAUGAAACCCACUCAGCUGCCCGUCACUUUACUUCAGCAGAAGGCGGCGAACGCAAGAGUACACCUGAUGUUGGAUACCGAGAGCUUCGAGAGCGUUUUUGGCCCGAAGAAGGUCAGGAAGCGGCUGAAUUUGUCAGCGACGUCGUAUGACGAUUUGAAGAAGUCGGCUGAGAACAAGGAGGACGAUUACAACAAGGAGAAAGACACCAAGGACCUCGACCUCGUUCGCGAGGACACUGGUGUGAGGGACGCGCAGAGAGACUGGGUCAUGGCGGCGGGACAGAGCAGGAGGAUCUGGAACGAGCUGUACAAGGUCAUUGACUCCUCCGACGUCAUUUUACAGAUACUGGACGUAAGGGACCCGCUUGGGACCAGGUCUCCGCCCAUGGAGAAGUACUUGAAAACCGAGAAGCCAUACAAGCACCUGAUGUUCAUCCUGAACAAGGUGGAUCUGGUGCCGACGUGGGUCACGCAACGGUGGGUGGCGAUUCUGAGCAAGGAGUACCCGACGGUCGCCUUCCACGCCUCCCUCACGCAUCCCUUCGGCAAGGGCUCCCUGAUUAAUCUGCUGAGGCAGUUCGCGAAAUUGCACGUCGACAAGAAGCAGAUCAGCGUCGGCUUCAUAGGGUAUCCCAACACGGGAAAGAGCUCCAUCAUAAACACCCUGCGCUCCAAGAAGGUCUGCAAGGUGGCGCCUAUUGCCGGGGAGACGAAAGUCUGGCAGUACAUAACUCUCAUGCGCCGCAUCUACUUGAUAGAUUGCCCGGGGGUGGUUUAUCCGUCGUCGGAGACCGACACGUAGAAGGUGUUGAAGGGCGUCGUGCGAGUGGAGCUCGUGCAGAGCCCGGAAGAUUACGUCGCCUCGGUCCUGGAGAGAGUGAAGCCCGAGUACAUUCCCAAGACUUACAAGAUAAACGUGUGGAUAGAUCACGUCGAUUUCUUGGAAAAGCUGGCGCGCCGGAGCGGCAAGCUUCUGAAGAAGGGAGAGCCCGACGUGGCGAUCGCCGCGCGUAUGGUGCUCAACGAUUGGCAACGCGGCAAACUGCCCUUUUACGUGACACCUGUGGGCUACGAGGAGCCGCUGUCGAGUCAAAUGGAUGCUACGAAUCUGAGGCAGAGCGCGUUUGAUGUCGUAGAUGAAUACGAUUCCAGCGAUGCCGAAAUGUUUGCUUCUAAAACUGUCUCGAGUGGCGAUGUACAAAGUGUCUUGUCGACGUCGCGCCAACAAAUAAAGGACAAAUUGACGAGCAAACAGCGAAGAGCGAUAGAACGUGCCAGCAAAAGGAAAAAGAUCGGAAGCAAUUUCUACGAAGUCACGAAUGUAAAGAACAGAAAUAAAAACAGGAAAGUCCCAAGAGUCAAGAGGAAAUAAGUGCUAGAAUAAAUUACAUCUACUUUACCCAGAUAUUUGUACAACACCAGGAAAACGAAGCGUAAAAUAUAUAUAUACGUAUAUUUUAUAUUUAUCACAUUGCAAAUUGUACGUUCAUUUCCUCCGCAACUGGCCUGUCCUUCUGUCGUUUUACAAUACGUAGAAGAUAAAGUAAAACAAUAUACAACGUACUUAUAUAUGUAUAUGUAAUCAAUUGCGCCGCAAUAUCGCGAGCGUGACAAUGAAUUUAUGACCAUUCCAGGA
Molecule: messenger RNA, 2055 nt
Organism: Vollenhovia emeryi
Lineage: Eukaryota; Metazoa; Arthropoda; Insecta; Hymenoptera; Formicidae
Gene: Ns2
Product: nucleolar GTP-binding protein 2-like
Exons: 2
Cellular component (GO): nucleolus
Molecular function (GO): GTP binding
Source: RefSeq, a predicted model, not a curated record